Molecule: messenger RNA, 2849 nt
Organism: Apis mellifera (honey bee)
Lineage: Eukaryota; Metazoa; Arthropoda; Insecta; Hymenoptera; Apidae
Gene: pnut
Product: septin-7
Exons: 11
Coding region: 711-2849 (712 amino acids)
Biological process (GO): cytoskeleton-dependent cytokinesis; cilium assembly
Cellular component (GO): septin ring; cell division site; microtubule cytoskeleton
Molecular function (GO): GTP binding; GTPase activity; molecular adaptor activity
Source: RefSeq, a predicted model, not a curated record
CAGGCGUGGUCGUUCGUUAGAGACCGCAGUAUAUCCGAGUCGGGCGAGUCGUAUGAAUCGGUCUGUGCUAUCGCUUGUCAACUAUUGUUGGCAAGACUGUGUGCAUAUACGCGCGCGCGAGUUAGUGUUAGUGUAUGUGCUUGGCAGAGAGGUCGUUUAACUUUUUCUCCCCCACUGUUGUUUUUUUUCUUACUUGAGAAUCGGUGGAACGAAGAAUAACGUCACUUAAAUCUUUUUUUCGGAAAAAAAGAAAAGGAGAACUAGUCGAUAAUGAAACAAUGCAUAGAAAAGUGAGAGUGAACGUGGCCACGUUCGGCCGGUUUGCCGACAGCGUGAAUCACCAGCAACACCGGCGUUCAUGAGCCCACGCAGUGCUAACCGAUGCACGAUUUCUCUCUUUCUCUUCUUUCUUUUACUCUUUUUCUUACUAUUCUCUUUCGCUCUUUAUUCCGUAUUACAUACUUCGCACUCCCCUCUGGUACGAAAGUGUUAUUUCACACGCGUACGCAAAUUUUUCGUUCAAGUGUGACAGAUAUAAUACACAAAAUCAUAAUAACAAAAAGAAAAAGGGGAAAAAAUAUGACAUAACUCUCCAUUAUCAAUUUGCUUGAACGAUAAAAAGGACCAAACUAAAUAUAUUGGGAAUUGUUUCUCAAUAAAGGGGAGAAAGAGAGAAUUGUGUCGAACAUAGAUCACGUGAGAACGUGGAAAUGUCGACCGAAAAUCAAAACGGUUCCGCUGGUACACAAAGCAACGGAAUAAAAACCACAAUUGGUUGGUCGUCGUCCACAAGGACUGUCUCGAACAAUUCAUCGUUUUUACAUACUAGCAACUCGAUGUUGAACCGUGACAAGCCGCGUCAAGUGCCACCACCAACUUUACCGAAAUACACGUCGAGUUUUAAUGCCGGUUGGAAUGGCAGCGGCACAACCGAACGAUUAAGCAGAGAUCGCGAAGUCGGAGGUAGUUACAGGCUGGCAAGCCUUGACAGACUUGCCCUCAGGCAGAGGAUAUUGGACGGGGAAAAAACGAAUGGUGACACCACGUCGAUACAGGCGAAGCGCGAGCUGUUCUUCAAAGGCGAUAACGCCGGAAUAAUAUCGUCUCCAUCUGUGCCAUCGGUCCCGCCUCCACAACCUCCGUCGCAGGCCCCGACGUCGAUGAGCACAUCGUCGACGAGCACGUCGUCGACGACGACCACGACAACCACAACACUUGCUUCGCCUAACACAGCACCGCCAACCUCUUCGACCGUGUACACAAGCGUCACAUCGUCGGCGCCUACCUCGAAGCCACGAUUACCUCCGUCCACGGUGAUCUUAAAUCAAAACGAUGCAUCAGAGGACAGUAAUAAACGGGAGUCGAAUCGAAAUAGCGAGAACAAGGAGGCUGCUGUCCUUCAUCAUCCGCGACCAACGCCGCCGACCAAGCCCAAAGAACUCGAUGGUUAUGUGGGAUUCGCAAAUCUACCCAACCAAGUUUAUAGAAAGGCUGUUAAGAAAGGAUUCGAUUUUACUCUGAUGGUCGUCGGUGAAUCAGGACUAGGAAAAUCAACCUUGAUCAAUUCAAUGUUCCUCGCCGAUAUAUAUAGUGCCGAAUAUCCUGGCCCUAGCCUUAGAGUUAAAAAAACUGUAGCCGUAGAGACUAGUAAAGUAUUGUUAAAAGAGAAUGGUGUGAAUCUUACUCUGACUGUUGUUGAUACACCUGGAUUUGGUGAUGCAGUCGAUAACAGCAAUUGUUGGGUACCAGUAAUCGAAUAUAUUGAAUCCAAAUAUGAGGAGUUCCUGAAUGCCGAGUCUCGUGUUGUGAGACGACAGAUUCCAGACAGUCGAGUACACUGUUGUCUCUACUUCGUCGCUCCUUCAGGGCAUGGCUUAAAGCCGUUGGAUGUAGAGUUCAUGCAACGUCUUCACGACAAAGUUAACAUUAUACCUGUCAUCGCGAAGGCGGAUACCAUGACGCCAGAUGAAUGUGCUCAUUUUAAGAAACAGAUUUUGAACGAAAUAGCACAACAUAAGAUAAAAAUCUACGAAUUCCCAGAGGUAGAAGAAGAAGAGGAAAGUAAAUUGCAUAAAGUUCUUAGAGAAAGAGUACCGUUUGCGGUAGUGGGUGCAAAUACCGUAGUCGAACAUGACGGUAGGAAAGUUCGUGGAAGGAAGUAUCCUUGGGGAAUCGCAGAAGUGGAAAAUUUGGAGCAUUGUGACUUCAUAGCAUUACGAAAUAUGGUUAUUAGAACACACUUACAAGAUCUAAAAGAUGUUACAAAUAACGUACAUUAUGAAAAUUUUCGAUGUCGCACGUUAGCAGGUGUUGGAGUGGAUGGGAAACCAACAAAAGUUUCGAAUAAUUUGUGCCCUCCAGGAGUGAUGAACAGUUUCAUGACAGUAUGGAAUCCACUAGCUCAAUUGGAAGAAGAAAAAAGAGAACAUGAUAAUAAAAUGAAAAAAAUGGAAAUUGAUAUGGAACAAGUAUUUGAAAUGAAAGUUAGAGAAAAGAAGCAAAAACUUAAAGAUUCAGAAGCAGAUUUACAAAGAAGGCACGAACAAAUGCGACGUUCUUUGGAGCAACAAGUACGUGAAUUAGAAGAAAAGAGACGAGCAUUUGAGGCUGAAAAGUUAGCAUGGGAACAACAAACUGGUCACAGUAUUGAAGAAUUGCGUAGGCGCAGCCUAGAAGCAAAUUCAAAAGAGACGGGAUCAGUGUCUUCCGAGGGAUCUGGCGGUGGCGGGGGUACGUUGAGGGGUUCCCGAGGGAUAGGAAGUCUCCUACGCCGUCACACCAGUUUCAAAUCACCUCAAGACAGCCCUACACAGAUACAGCUUGUCAUACAACAUCCCGAGCAUCCUUAG